Drosophila novamexicana is the source of this 680-nucleotide messenger RNA. Its product is annotated as translation machinery-associated protein 16 homolog. The transcript is spliced from 3 exons. The coding region runs from base 79 to 612 and encodes 177 amino acids. The record is from RefSeq and is a predicted model, not a curated record. Gene Ontology annotation, cellular component: nucleus. Lineage: Eukaryota; Metazoa; Arthropoda; Insecta; Diptera; Drosophilidae.
GCCCUCUAGCGCCAACGGCAGCCAUACUAUCGAUAGCCGCCAACAGCUGGAAGAAACAAAAACAACGUGCUCAACAAAAUGACAAACUUGCGCAAGGAGCUGGAGAAAUGCAAACACCCGAACAGCCGCAAGACCAAGGCGCUCGGCAAGAAGGCGCGCCGCCAAAACAACAAGCACAAAGUGCGCCUCGGCCAUGCCAUCAAAAGCAAUCUGAUGGGCGAGAAGCUGAGCUGGUUUCUGGGCCACAUCGAUGAGGGCCGAACAACGCCGCUUAGCCCACACGAAUUCGAGCAUCUUAUCGCGCUCUAUCUGCAACGUUUCGACGAGGAACUGGCACAAAUCGCGCUAAAGCAAUCGAUUGGCAAACAUCGCGCCAAUCAGCAUGCGGCGCGUCGCGAUGUGAUCAAUAUAACGCUCGAAAGGGAGCGCAACGAGUACCAAAGCGGCGGCAUGGAGAUGCUCAACCUGUGCGAUGCGGCCAAAUUCAAGGCGCUGCUCGACUGGGAUGGCAGCGCCUUGAGCGUGCAGCAUUUAAAGCUAGAUUUCGUCUCGCACAACAUGCUGCAGCGGCUAAAGCAGCCGCCAAAUAGAGCGCAAAUGGAGACGGUAUAAAAACAGUUUGUUGUCCGAAUUCAUAUUUUUAUAACAAUAAAUAAUAUUUACGCUAACUGUAGACACGC